This is a messenger RNA of Andrographis paniculata, 2474 nucleotides long. Its product is annotated as B3 domain-containing protein Os01g0234100-like. The transcript is spliced from 8 exons. The coding region runs from base 692 to 2224 and encodes 510 amino acids. The record is from RefSeq and is a predicted model, not a curated record. NCBI's taxonomy places the organism in Eukaryota, Viridiplantae, Streptophyta, Magnoliopsida, Lamiales, Acanthaceae. Gene Ontology annotation, molecular function: DNA binding.
GGAGCAGAUCGCUGAUCAUGGCCAUGGAGUUCUUCCUAUAACGAGCCGUUGUUUUGUCGCCCACACUCAUCCCGGCCAGUGAGAGCUCCACGCUUUGAAUCUUCGAAUGUCGUAUAAACUGAAAUCGAAUCGGACCCAAAGCAGAGAAGAAUAGAGUCUGUUCAUCAGCUCAAUCGAUUUCCUCAGCUCCUGGACUUGAUCAGAUCCACCAGGCCAGGCAACAGAAACCGCUCCAAAUCGGAAAAUGCAGAAAGCCUGUCUAGGAAGGUGAAGAAUCGCGAAUACUUUCUAAAUGGAGUUUAUUAAUGAUGCCUUAAUCUUCGACUGAAGAAAUUCUGAAGAUUUUCCGCGGGUUAGCGACUGGUGGCCAAUGCUGGUUGGUGCGUAGGCUGAUCCAACCAUUUAAACUCGGCAGCAAUAAAGAUGGUCGAAGCGCUGGGCCCGCGCGCUUUGCCAUUGGGGAACAUCCAUUCCUUCCCUCGAUCCUUUCACAGUUUCACUGUUUUCCGCAAUUGCGAUGCGAAACGACCAUGAGUUUUGUUGUUGUUCACGCCGAAUCUGCUUAAUCCGAUUCUCUAGGCUCUAAUUUCAACUUAAUUAGUUUCUGCGUUUGCUCUACGGCGAGUUCAGGGAAUUUUGCGUGCUGGAACCAGAGGAAUCUAAUUUUUUGUUUGGGGAAAGAUUGGAAGAGAUGAAGUUGAAAAUCGUGCAUCAGAAUCCGGAGAAUCGCGGAGGCGAGGAGCUUGAGAUGAAGAAGGAAAUACUGGAGAUGGAUCGAAAUCAAAUGGAGGAAGACGAACAGCAGAAGCAGCAGCAGCCUCCGGUCAGCGUCUCGCCGGAGGAUCAUGAGUUCGUGAAGGAGAAUUCUACGCCGUUGGAUCCUUCCCCCAUUUCUGCAUUUGAUCCGACGCUUGUUUCUGGCAAAAGGCAGAGGAAGCCCAAAGAAAUCGUCGAUGAAAUUUCCCCAAUUUUUCGGAAGAAGAAGAAAUCCUCUGUUUCCAAACAUAAGCAUGGGAUCUAUGCCAGUGGAAGAACAUCGACAAGUUUUGGAGAUGGAGCUUUCGGCAAUUCGGGCAAUCCUGUUCCGUUGAAAUCUCCCAUUGUGAUUCGGGCCGAGGAAGUUCAAGCGAAUCUAGGCGACGAACAUCCUAGCUUUCUGAAACCCUUAGUCAGAUCACACGUCGCAAGCUGUUUCUGGAUGGGUCUUCCCGUCCCGUUCUGCAAGCUGUAUUUGCCGACCAGGGACAGCACAGUGACGCUCGAAAAUGAAAACGGUGAAGAGUUCUCCAUUAAGUACAUCGCGCAUAAGACGGGAUUAAGCGCAGGAUGGAGAAAGUUUGUUGCCGGGAACAAACUACUCGAAGGAGAUGUUUUGGUUUUCCAACUAGUCGGGCCUUGCAAAUUUAAGAUAUUAAUCGUAAGGGCGAAUGAUCUGACUGAGGUCGACGGUGCUCUUAGCCUACUAAUUUUGGAUUCUCAAACGAAGCCCGAUGCAGGGAGAGCUACGGAUGCGCGGGUCAGAAAAAAUCGACAUCCUAAAUCUCUUCCCUUAACAGUUCUGCAGAAGAAGAAACACAACCAAGAUCGAUUAUUUCCGGAGGAGCAAUCCGGAAACGACAGCGACGAGGUAGCGUCCGAGGUGUUAGAAGGCUCGAAAAUCUCCCGAAAUUCUUUCAGUUUCAAAGACGUCCGAAGCUUUGACGAAUUCCAAAUCAUCGUCAACGGGUCAUGCAUCGACGCGGAAAUACCCGAACCGAUCCGCCGAAAAUAUUACAAUCUGUGUUGCAGCAAGAACUCGAUUCUUCACGAUCGGAUCCUUCCAGGUCUCUACCGUAAAUUAGCUGCGGGUAUGAUUGUCGAAGCCGUGACCAUUGCCGACGCGAUUCGAGGGUGUAAGAUAAACACUUCGAAGAAGGAAUUCGACGCAUGGGAGAAAUCGCUCAAAUCGUUCGAGCUUUUGGGUCUGAAUGUGGGAUUUUUACGGGCUCGGCUGCGGAGGCUGGCGACGAUGGCGUUCGAGUCGGAGGGGGCGUCGGAGACGAAGAGAUUUCGGGAUGCUCAGAUGGGUUUUGAUCGAACCGAAAUCGAGAUUCGACGUCUCGAGACAAAACUCGUCGAGCUGAAGGAGCUUUGGGUGAAAUGUUACGAGGAGGAAGAGGAGCUGAGGACGAAUGCCGAUUGUUGCGAGUUCUCGUUUAGAGAAGAAGCUAAGGCUCCAUGGUAGGUAAAAAUUUGAAGCUUUUUUGUUUUUUACAGCUUUUCUGUGUUUACGUUAUAUGGAUUUCAAGUGUUGGUAAAAUUUAUGGUUAGGGGUCAAUUUUCUCGAGUUCAAAGAUAUUAUAUAUAUAUAUAUAUAUGGCAAAAUUAUAUAUAAUUCACUGGUUUGUUGUUCGAAAAGUUGCACUAUUUAUUUUUUUAUUUUUAUUUUUUUUAUGAUUGAGAAAUUGUAUUGAUUUUUGUAUUUUAUAAAAUAU